AUGGCGUAUAAUAAUGUCUACACACCUUUGUAUCAUACAGAAGAUAUCAACCUCGAUCAUAGACUUAAAGCGACCGACUUACCGCAUUGGGAAGAUAUGCGCAACGAAGAAGUUCCAAAAAAUACCGGGCAGCCGAUGAUAGAUGAUGGAGGAAUAGCCAGGCCAGGAGAGCCGCCGAUGGAGGAAAGACGAAAAUCAGAAGGACAGAAUAUUCAGCCUCAGACAUUAUCGGCAUAUGGGUCAUAUUAUACACCUCUUCCCUCUGAACCACUCUGUGUCGUCCACGAGAACUUCGCACGUCAAGUGCACCAUCUCUCAGAUCCUCCCAAGGCCGCAUGA
Messenger RNA from Microsporum canis CBS 113480, 339 nucleotides. RefSeq lists its product as uncharacterized. The coding region runs from base 1 to 339 and encodes 112 amino acids. The record is from RefSeq and is a predicted model, not a curated record. The transcript is spliced from 2 exons. NCBI's taxonomy places the organism in Eukaryota, Fungi, Ascomycota, Eurotiomycetes, Onygenales, Arthrodermataceae.